AUGAUUAUCUUAACAUUAUUAGCUGUUUCGGUCUCCAUCAUAUCAUAUAUUUACUAUACGCUUGUUUAUAAGUAUCAACAGUUUUAUGAUCACUUUAAACGACAAGGUUUGCCCUGUUAUCGACCGUUUGUAUCUCCUGGCUGGUCAUUCCUGCAAUUUUGGAUUACAUGGAAAAAAUCUCAUCCAUGGGAAAAAGAAAUCCUAGCUGAUCGAGAUAGUUUUGGUUCAAUAUAUGUGUUACCGAAUGGCUCGUUAAUGGUAAAUGAACCCGAGUAUCUAUCGGACAUAUUAAAAAAGCAGGGGACAUAUUACGUUAAAUUUAAUUCAUUACAUAUGCAGAUGGAACCAAUUCUUGGCAUGGAAGGUAUAGUACUGAUUGAGGGUAAACCGCAUAUAAACGCACGUAAAUGUUUUAAUCCAGUAUUUCAUUCGGUCAAAAUUAAGGCAAUGUUAGAAGCAAUAAGCGAUAUAACUGAAAAGACAAUCGAUGAAUGGGUAUCUACAGAAUCGAGAAAACAGAUUCCUUUUCAUCAAGAAGUUAGCAUACUAAUAUUGAAAAGCGUGCUACGUAUAUUAUACGGCAUCGAUGAGGGAACAUUAGUAUCAGAAAUACAGGUAAUUGUCGAUACCUACGAAAAUAUGACGAAUCUUAUUUAUUAUCGAAAUUCAAAUUUGAUGUAUGUACAUCCUUUGCUAUCCAAGUUACCUAUAUGUCAAAAGUCUGCUCUAGAAAAAUAUAACAAAUAUCUAUUAGAAUUUGUUAAUAAAAUAAUACGUGAUCGGCAGGCAAAACGAAUUGACAGAGACGAUCUAUUGGGGGUGUUACUUUCGUCAGAAAAUGAGUUUACGGACAAGCAGAUACGUGAACAUGUAUUAAGUUUCAUAACAGGCGGUUACCAUACUUUAGCAACUGCGUUAUCUUGGACAAUGUUUGUAUUGAUGACAAAGCCGACUGUUUAUGAAGCUUGUAGGAAUGAAGUUGACACUGUUUUGAGUGGAAAGGAACCUAUAUAUGAUCAAUUAGACAAACUCGAAAUUCUUAAUGCUGUCUUUCAUGAAGUACUUCGUAUGUAUACUCCAGUUCCUCUGUUCGGCCGAGAGUGUAUUCAAGAACAUUUUAUUGGGCCUUAUGGUCGACAAAAAAUUCAUAUUCCACGAGGUGCAACAAUUGUAUGGAAUACAAAUGCUAUUCAUCACUCAACGAAGUUUUGGCGUGAUCCGGAAGAAUUUGAUUAUACGCGUUGGAUGAAAGAUGAAGAUGGAAACGCGCCAAAACUAGCUCACCCGUGCUGUUUUCUUCCAUUUUCAUUUGGCUCGCGAAACUGCAUUGGCCGUAGCCUUGCAAUACCAGAAGCGACUAUUAUUUUAGCCAUUAUUAUACAGCGAGUAAAUUUUGAAAUGGUCCCUGGACAAGAAAUCAUUCCUGUUAUUCAUUUAACUAUGAAACCAAAAUAUGACAUAUACAUGGACAUUUCUAAGAGAAGCAACUAA
Adineta ricciae is the source of this 1491-nucleotide messenger RNA. Lineage: Eukaryota; Metazoa; Rotifera; Eurotatoria; Adinetida; Adinetidae. The record is from the annotation of a GenBank genome assembly.